AUGGACGCGAGCACAAAAUGGAUACAGAAUGGAAUUACUGUAGCUGGGGAUCAUGGAGACGGCAAUGGAAAGAAUCAACUCUCCAAUCCCUGUGGUUUAGCUGUUGACGAUCAUCAAACUGUCUACAUUGCUGAUUCUUGGAAUCACCGUAUCGUGGCAUGGGAACUUGGUGCGACAACUGGCCGAGUUGUGGCUGGUGGAAAUGGCGGUGGGAACCGUGCUGACCAACUGACGAGUCCGACAGGUGUGAUUAUCGAUAAAAAAAGAGAUUGCCUCAUCGUUUGCGAACAUGAAAAUAAAAGAGUAGUUCGUUGGCCUUGUAAAAAUGGUACACGUGGAGAAACGAUCAUCUCGGGUGUUCAGUGUUAUGGCUUAACAAUGGACGACCAAGGAUACCUCUAUAUUCCUGACUACAACAAACAUGAAGUCAGACGAUAUCGAAUCGGAGACACUCAGGGAACAGUGGUGGCCGGUGGGAAUGGAUCAGGUAAUCGUCUCGAUCAACUGAAUUGUCCCAGAUACGUUUGCGUCGAUCGAGAGCAAUCAGUGUAUGUAUCAGAUUACAACAACCGCCGUGUAACGAAGUGGAAGAAAGAUGCAAGAGAAGGAGUUUUUGUGGCGCAGUUAUCACUACCGUACGGAGUUGUCGUUGAUCACUUGGGUACUGUUUAUGUUGCUGAUCAUUCCAAUCAUCAAAUAAUGCGUUGGCCUCAAGGAGUCACACACGGAACUGUCAUCAUUGGUGGAAAUGGCAGAGGGAAUCAGCCAAACAAACUCUCUUGUCCGCACAGUUUAGCAUUUGAUCAACAUGGCAGUCUUUAUGUGAGCGAUCUCGAAAAUCAUCGCAUACAAAGGUUCAACGUUGAUCGGAAUUAA
Molecule: messenger RNA, 876 nt
Organism: Adineta steineri
Lineage: Eukaryota; Metazoa; Rotifera; Eurotatoria; Adinetida; Adinetidae
Source: the annotation of a GenBank genome assembly